AUGGUGGAAGGGGGAGGUGGAGGUGGCUAUGGCGGACGUGACUGUGUUGAGGUGGUGGUUGUGGUGGUGUUUGGUGUGGUUGGAAUGGUUGUAGAGGGUGUUGAUAGUGAUGGUGAACGUGACUGGCUUGUGGAUCACCUGAAGAUCCGCCACCCCAGCCGCACUCGGGGUGGCAGAUCUUCAGCUCUCGGGGCCGCCUUGCCUCCUGGACGGGUGCUCGAAGAGAGUGCCCGUGGUGGCUAUCGAAGAGACCCCUCUUACCUCCUGUUGGUUAACGGUCUGCUUAAAGUCUUCCUGCACGCCAUCCAGCACUACAGUCGAAACACCGCGGGCAGGAGGCUUCAGCUUCACGCCUUUGUGGGCAUCAUCAGUAUGGCGGAUGCCUUCAAGAUCUCCAGACUGAGUGGUAACACGGAGAGCAAGUGGAAGAAACCUUGGGAGACUUCCAUGACUCAGGAACAAGCACACCUCACUGGGAGCCUUGUGACUGACAGGUGGUUCAGACCGACUGGGAGACAUGACGUCAGUGACACCACGCAGGGAGUAAAACCAAGAGGAGGAAGAGGAGCAUUCAAGAGACAUCAGCUGGCCAGCAGUCCAUUCAGGAGUGCAGCCUCUACAAGUGGUGGAGGGCAUGGACACUUGGAUAUGGAUGACACUGGUUUGGGUGCCAAAUAUUAAUAGUGCACCUACACAAUUACCACACUCGCUCCUCUCACCAGGCUUAACUAUAAAUAAUUAAAGGUAAAUAACAUCUGUCAUCUAUUAUCUAUUGUAUUCUAUAUUGCUGUUAAUGUUUCAUGUAUAAUGUCUUUGCUUUCAAAUGCAAGUCAAAAGGGUGAACCCCAUUUAUAGUACUAUUCACGUUUGGCAAAUUUCACUUUUGACAUUGGUUUGGCUACACUAAUUAAACUGCUAACAGUGAGGGACUACUGUAAAUGUAGUAAUAAUUAUAAUAAUAAUAAUAAUAAUAAUAAUAAUAAUAAUAAAAAGUAAUGAUAAAGUGCAAGACAUGUUCAUUAACGCAAUUAUUUUCUCCAACAUGGAGUGAGUGAGUGAGGAGGCACAUCUGUCUGUGAUUAGGGAAUGCAAAUGAUGAUGUUCCAAGGAUGUCACCCUGUCCUGGGCCAUGACAUGAGAGAAGAGGAAAAAAGGACUCUCUCUCUCUCUCUCUCUCUCUCUCUCUCUCUCUCUCUCUCUCUCUCUCUCUCUCUCUCUCUCUCUCUCUCUCUCUCUC
This is a messenger RNA of Scylla paramamosain (green mud crab), 1237 nucleotides long. RefSeq lists its product as uncharacterized. The transcript is spliced from 7 exons. Bases 1 to 681 code for a protein of 226 amino acids. The record is from RefSeq and is a predicted model, not a curated record. Lineage: Eukaryota; Metazoa; Arthropoda; Malacostraca; Decapoda; Portunidae.